Molecule: messenger RNA, 347 nt
Organism: Micromonas pusilla CCMP1545
Lineage: Eukaryota; Viridiplantae; Chlorophyta; Mamiellophyceae; Mamiellales; Mamiellaceae
Exons: 2
Coding region: 1-249 (82 amino acids)
Biological process (GO): regulation of actin filament-based process
Source: RefSeq, a predicted model, not a curated record
AUGGGGCUCGACGUCGAGGGAGAGGUGAAACAGCUCGUCGAGGAGAUCAAGCGGCUCGGCGGGAACGUGGACGGAAAGACCACGGUGAAGUUCGGGGUGCUGUUCGCGGACGACCGCUGCGCGAACAUCUUCGAGGCGCUGGUCGGAACCCUUCGAGCUGCGAAGAAGAGGAAAGUCAUCCACUUCGAUGGGGAGAUGCUCCUGCAGGGCGCGCACGACCACGUCGACGUCGUCCUCCUGCAAGAGUGAGUGAGAUUCGCGGGUGGAUUGGAUGGAUGGCAAAUUUCUACGUUCUUCAAUAGCUUCCCUAGUAGUCUACGUUGUCGCCUCGCUCAUCAGAGACCUAA